AUGGAGGACAGCACAUUUAAUAAACUAGUUGAACAAGUUUAAUCAUAAUUGACUGAAUUGCACGAUAAUGUGGAAUAAUUUGAUCAAGAUCAUAAAGAUGUUAAUAAUUCUAGUAUUGGCCAAGACGUCAUUGAUUUGCAAGAUCAGAUACAAAACCUACUUAAACAACUCCAAAAUAACAUGCAAAGACUUGACAAUAACACGGGACAUCUAUCAGGUCGUCAACAGAAAAUGAAACAAAUCAAGUAAUUCUACAAAAAAGAGAUCGACAAAUUUACCUAAGUGUGCAAGCAAGUGGAACAAAAAUUGCAAAUGAAAAGAAAGACUAUAGCCAUGAACUCGUAAGCUAAGUGGAAUGACCCUAAACCAAAACCUGCUGAUGAAUUGUAAGAGUAAUUGAUGCAUGAUUAAUAUGAUGUUGAUAAUCAGAUGAUAAGAGAGAGAGAGGAAGAGAUUCAAAGAAUUGAUCGUGAAGCCCAAAUGCUUAAUAAAUUAGUGGGAGAAUUGGCUUUUGAGGUCAACAAAGCAGAAGAAAUUCUUGAUAUCAUUGAUGUCAACCAAAAAACUGCAGAUUAGAACAUAAAGGGUGCCAUUGUUGAAUUAGACAAAGCCUAAGAUUCAUAGAAGUCGACAACUAAGAAAUGGAUUGUUUUAGCUGUUUGUGCAAUCAUUCUUGUAGGAGUAUUAGUAACAAUUCUUGUUCUAAAAUUGCAUUGA
Messenger RNA from Paramecium tetraurelia, 717 nucleotides. RefSeq lists its product as uncharacterized. The transcript has 4 exons. Lineage: Eukaryota; Ciliophora; Oligohymenophorea; Peniculida; Parameciidae. Gene Ontology annotation, biological process: vesicle-mediated transport. The record is from RefSeq and is a predicted model, not a curated record. Gene Ontology annotation, cellular component: membrane.